Messenger RNA from Musa acuminata AAA Group (dessert banana), 1453 nucleotides. RefSeq lists its product as uncharacterized. The record is from RefSeq and is a predicted model, not a curated record. The coding region runs from base 106 to 1056 and encodes 316 amino acids. NCBI's taxonomy places the organism in Eukaryota, Viridiplantae, Streptophyta, Magnoliopsida, Zingiberales, Musaceae. The transcript is spliced from 3 exons.
GUCCAGCGUUGGCACGCGGAAACUUCUCCGGCCACCGAAGAGGAGGGUAGAAAUAAAAGGAGAAAGGAGGAGGAGGAGCCAAUUGUGGGUUGCUGAGAUCCAAAGAUGCACGCCAAGACCGACUCCGAGGUCACGAGCAUCGCGCCCUCGUCGCCCGCCCGGCCGGUGUACUACGUACAGAGCCCGUCGCGUGACUCCCAUGACGGCGAAAAGACGGCAACGUCGUUCCACUCCAGCCCCGUCCUCAGCCCGGCCCACUCCCCCCCGCACUCCCACUCGUCCGUCGGCCGCCACUCCAGGGACUCCUCCUCCAGCCGGUUCUCCGGGUCGCUGAAGCCCGGCUCCAGGAAGAUCCUGCCGAAUGACGGGGCCGGAAGGGGCGGCCGCCGCAAGAGCGACAAGGCGUGGAAGGAGUGCGCGGUGAUCGAGGAGGAAGGGCUGCUCGACGGCGAGGCGGACGACAAGGGCAUUCCUCGCAGGUGCUACGUCCUCGGAUUCGUCCUCGCAUUCUUCGUCCUCUUCUCUUUCUUCGCCUUGAUUCUGUGGGGCGCCAGCCGGAACCAGAAGCCUCAAAUCGUCAUGAAGAGCAUCAAAUUUGAGAACUUCAUCAUCCAAGCCGGCACCGACGCGUCGCUCGUGCCGACGGACAUGUCGACCCUGAACUCGACCGUCAAGUUCACGUACCGCAACACCGGGAGCUUCUUCGGCGUCCACGUGACCUCCACGCCAUUAUAUCUCAACUACUACCAACUCACAAUGGCCAACGGAGACAUGAAAAGUUUCUACCAGUCAAGGAAGAGCCGCAGGGACGUCAACGUGGUGGUGAUGGGCAACAAGGUGCCGCUCUACGGCGGAGGGCCGAGUCUCAGCAGCACCGGCGGCAAGACCGCGGGGCCCGUGAACAUGACCCUGAGCUUCACGAUUAGGUCACGCGCGUACGUGCUGGGGAAGCUGGUGAAGCCCAAGUUCUACAACAACGUCCAGUGCUCGGUCCUCAUGGAUCAGACCAAGCUCAACUCACCAGUCUCCCUCAAGAACUCUUGCCAGUACAACUGAGAGCCGAAUGUAGAUGGAGGCUUCUUCAUGGUUGCUUUAUUACUAUUAGUUUCUUUCUUUCUUUCUUUCGAGUUUGGAUCGUCAAAGUCUUGCAGAUCUCCGAUGAGCUCACAUUUACCAGUCCGCUGCUCUCUCCUUCCUCGAGUGGGAGGACAGCUGUGGGACAUGAGCUGUUCCUCUGCAGGAGGUCAGGGCUGAGGUUCCGUGACUUGUUGGCAAGGGCUAUAUCGAAUGAGGUGGAAGUAACACCGAGUUGAGACUUGGUGGUAUUCAUGUUAUGUGGGUUGAUGUAUGAAUUAUUUUUGCUAGCUUAUGUAUUUAGUAUAUAAAACAAAUGAUAAUAAAAUAUACUGAGGAGUAAUAAUAAUCUCGAGAAGGAAUACCAUUUUGUUGUUUA